AUGAACACUUUCCACUACUUAAAAGCUCUUUCAAAAUGUAACAACUGUUAUAAAAAAAAUUACUAUUUUAAUCAAUUAAGAAAUGAAAGUGUUACAAAGAGAAAUAAAAUUUUAAAGAUAAAAAAAAUAUCAAGACUCUUAAAAAAAAAUAAUAGAAUAAAAAUUGAUGAAGAAAAAGAAAAAAUUAAUUUACAAUUAAGCAAAGAAAAUAUCACAAGUAAGAAUCUAUUAAAAUAUAUUGAAAAUGAUAAAAAGUUGUUAUUAUAUACAAUGUGUAAAAUUCACGAAAAAAAUGAAAUAAAUAGGAAAUCUGCAUUAAAUGAGUUAUCCUUUAACAUAGCUGAAAAAAUUUUUCAUAAAGAAAACACCUUAAAUAUAAAAGAAAAAUUAAUUUAUUUAAGUUGUAUUAAUAUUAAGAAAUAUGCUGAAAAAAUUAACUUGAUAAAAGAUAAAAACAUCAAACAUAUGAAUGAAAAAAAUAUUUUCAAUUAUUUUUGUACCAUUUUAAAAAACAGAAAAAAUUAUUUAGUUGAUAAAGAAAUAAUUGAUGAUAUAUUAUUUUUUUUUAAAAAUAAAAUAAAUAAAACAAGUAUAAAUAAUAUUUCAAUCUACCUUUUUAAUUUAUCUUAUUUAAAUAGUAAAACUAUAAUUAAAACAAAUAUUUUAUCCUAUUUUGUUUUAUAUAUGUUAAGAUAUAUAAAAAAUAAAUUUAAAAAACGUAUGUCAUUAACUAACGCACUAAAUUUUGUCGAAUUACUAACUUCAAUAAUACACAUAUCAAAAUUAAAAAUAGAAAAAAAUUUAGAAAUAGAAUAUGAUAUAGAAUUUAUCAAUAAAAUAAAAAUGCUAAAUAAGAAUGAAUAUGAUAUUGAGGUUUCUAAUUUUUCAAACAUGUGUAAAAGUUUACUUAGCGAUAAGUGCGCCAAUGUAUUAAAAAAAGAUUUAUUAUAUAACGAUAAAGAAUUUUACCAUUAUUAUAAUAUAAAUGGAUUUAUUUUUAAAAAGGAAAAGAAUGAAUAUGUAGAUAUGUAUAAAGACGAUGAAGGGAAGAAAAAUAACAUAAGUUUAUUACAUGAUAUAAAUUCUGAAAUAGUUUAUUUAAUAUAUUUUGUCAAUAAUUCGUUAGUUUCUUUAUUUAAAAAGUGUCUAAAUAACUUUAAAAAAAGUAUUCUUCAUAAAGUUUCCAAUGAUAAUUUACAAAGCAAAUUUUAUAUCAUAGGUAAUUAUAUGUUUCAAUGCUUACAUUUUAAUAUUUUUUGCAAAACUUUAUUUCAAUAUUUUCAAGAAAUAAUUAUCUAUAUGAGUAAAAGUAAAAAAAUGCUUUUUUUUAAUUUAUCUCCAUCAGAUAUAGUUCAUUUGAUACAUUUAUUAUCUGUACAGUACCAUUUAAUUAGAAUUGAUGAAAUUGUAGAAAGUUGUAUUUUAGAAAAAUGUUUAAAUGCAUUAUUUAUUGAUGAUUGCAAAAUUUUAAGUAAAAAGGAUAAAGUUCUAUUAUAUAUAAGUGUUUCUAAACUUCUUUUUUUUUCUAAAAAAAAUUAUAUUGAAAAAUUAAAUAAUAUUUUAACGAAUGAAUUCAUAAAUUGCACAUAUAGAGAUUUAUAUAGUAUAGUAUAUUCAUUAAAUUGUUCUAAAUAUUACGAUUUAUCAUUUAUUGAAUCAUUAUUAAGAAAUAUUUAUAAAUUAAAGCAUAAAUAUUCUUCGAAUCAACUUUUAACAAUUAUAUCAAUAUUUUAUUCAUUUAAUUUGAAUUUAUCAAUAUACAAUUUACUAAUAUCAUAUUCGAACAAAAAUGAUAUUGGAAGCUUUAAGAAGGACGAGAAAAUUACAAUAGACAAGCUUAAAGAUAAUAAAGAAGCAAAAAAAUUAGAAGAGGAUUUAGAAAAUAAAGAAAGAAUCUUAAAAGAGUUAUCUUCACAUAUUAAAGAAAACUCUAAUGAUAGUUUUGUUUUUAAUGAAUCAGAUUUAUUAGAAUUUGAUUCUCAAAAUAACUCUAAAAGUAAUAUAUCUGAAGAAAGUAUUUUAAUGGAUGAUGAGGAAAUAAAAAAGUAUAUAAAAAAAAAGAGAAAAAAUCAAAAUAGAAAAUGGUAA
Molecule: messenger RNA, 2088 nt
Organism: Plasmodium relictum
Lineage: Eukaryota; Apicomplexa; Aconoidasida; Haemosporida; Plasmodiidae
Product: conserved Plasmodium protein, unknown function
Exons: 6
Coding region: 1-2088 (695 amino acids)
Source: RefSeq, a predicted model, not a curated record